AUGACCUCUCCUCCACCCCCUAUUCCCCCUCGCACCGGCCCCCCUCCAGGGACCUCUCUAAGACGCUCGUCGCCUGACCUGGGGUCCACGGCCAGAAUCUCAGAGUCUGGGACCUACAUGACGGACAUGCAGACCCAGCAUAAUGACAGCAGUGCCCCCUAUGUCUCUCUCUCUCGAGCAGCACUCCCCUCAGUCCCCCUCUCCAGAGCAGCACUCCCCUCAGUCCCCGUCUCCAGAGCAGCACUCCCCUCAGUCCCCCUCUCCAGAGCAGCACUCCCCUCAGGCCCCGUCUCCAGAGCAGCACUCCCCUCAGUCCCCCUCUCCAGAGCAGCACUCCCCUCAGUCCCCCUCUCCAGAGCAGCACUCCCCUCAGUCCCCGUCUCCAGAGCAGCACUCCCCUCAGUCCCCCUCUCCAGAGCAGCACUCCCCUCAGGCCCCGUCUCCAGAGCAGCACUCCCCUCAGUCCCCCUCUCCAGAGCAGCACUCCCCUCAGUCCCCCUCUCCAGAGCAGCACUCCCCUCAGUCACAGCAGAACAGCCGGUGUUCACCUACUCAG
Messenger RNA from Oncorhynchus gorbuscha (pink salmon), 556 nucleotides. RefSeq names its product vegetative cell wall protein gp1-like. The record is from RefSeq and is a predicted model, not a curated record. The annotation marks the transcript as partial. Lineage: Eukaryota; Metazoa; Chordata; Actinopteri; Salmoniformes; Salmonidae. The transcript is spliced from 2 exons.